UGUAUAAGCAUGUGACAACUGCAAGCUCUGUUUCUGUAGUUCAAAUGUAAAAGAUGGAAAUCGCGUCAAAACCGUUCAAUAUUGUGAUGAUAUGAUAUACUUACAAUAUCGCCAAAGUGUAUGAGGAGUGUUUUGUUUGGACAUAAUUUCCAUUAAUCUCCUGGCGAUGCCGUCGCGUUUAAGAUAAGUUACAUAAAGACAACUCGAAAGGAUUUUCCUCAACAUAGAAGGAAAAUGGCAUCCUAUUCCUCACGGAAUUCCGUGCGAAGAAAUGUCCACUCGAAGCACGGUGAUAGGUUUCUCUACGAACUUUCACCUGGUCAAAUCGGAACGUACAACCCAGGCUCUUCUUCGCAGAGAAAUUAUCUUCAACCUCCCAGCGUGAACGUUCUCAAAGUUACUACACCUUCGCCUAGUGUUUCCCAGCGCCAAGGUUCCACUAGACGGACCUCUACGUCAGAGCCCCAGCUCUACAAUCAAUACGGCAUCAAUGGAUUUACACAAAAUACGAUGAACCAAACCCAACCAUCAUUCAUCCCACCGUACGGGUAUACAGCUCCCUAUGUAGGCCUAUCAGGGCCGAUGGGCUUCGUUGGUCAGAAUCCUCCGCCUUUAGUUCUUCAGGGACCUCUUAGUCAACAAAAUGCAGCCGUUAUUCCUGUCGAGUUUACUCCAAAUUUUGGAUUCGGAUAUGGUGGGUGGCAUUCUAGAUAUCCGUACCAAUUUUCGAAACAUCACCCUCAGCAGUCGGUUAUUGUUUUACAUGAUAGUCAAUCUGCGUCAUCCAAAAAAGAGAAGAGUUCUUCAAAACACCAUUAUUAUGGACCAAGCGGGGAACCCCUGCCUGGUCCGCCCAAAGAAUUCACAUUCGGCAAUCAUGGAAACAUGGCUUACAAUGCACAGUCGUGGAUAGAAAAAGAUGUGGCCCCUUUUAAUGAGCAGAAGCGUCAGUCAUUACACCUACCACCUAUUCAUCAAAACUUUACAUUUAAAGGAACUUUGGACUUCGGACAACUGGCCCAAGUAGAAUUUGGAGACGCAUCAAAGUUACCCGAUUUUGUGAUUUCCGAGCUACAACAAAAAUAUGGCCACGCUCGAAAAGCUGAAGUAACGGUCACUGCUGCCAAUGGACAGUAUAAUAUUAGCGGUCGUGUUUUGGACGAACCGAAAGACGAGAACACUGACAAUAAUUUCAUUUUAGAAAAAUAUCUAAAUGAUCUUUAUAAAAAACAGAGGAAAAAGAAGAAAAGAAGGAAACGACAUGUGGACACAGAAGAAGAGACAGAUACAGAGGAUGAUGAAGACUAAGCUAACGACCUAUACCAUGUCAGCUUUCAUAAGUGAAAAUCUGCUCUCGGCAUUCUGUUAUCUCGUAGCCAAGGAUAUUAUCGCUGUUACUAAUCCGAGACAUUAUGUGCACUUUAUCACCAGUAAAUAGAGUUUCAAUAUCGAUCUUUUCACGUUUUUAGAAAAUACUGUGGCAGAGCUAUUUACGCUUAAAGGUUUAAUAAAAAGGACACGAGGGAAAAGGAGGCGAUAUUUACAUGAUAGUCAUGUAAAAUAUUUAUGGGCGAUGCAUGCCGAGGAGGGGGGGGGGGGUGCGGGAAGACCCUCCCCUCCUCCUAAACAGGCGGCGUUUCAACUAUGAAUACAGUGACGGAUUCAUUGAAAAGGGGUAGGGGUUUCCAAGGUUCCUAAACACCGUAAAUGGGUACAGCGUUUGAUAUGCACUUAACGGAACACUUCAUGGUGAUACUUAUAUGACUUAAAUUGUUACUAAUAAGAUUAUCAUAUUUGAAGCUUCCAGAACUGAAUGCAAAUUAUUAUCAAUGUGUAAACCUAUCUCAAUUAUUUAUUAAAUGUAUAAUUUAAUAAUCUGGUUGAUGAA
This is a messenger RNA of Lingula anatina, 1888 nucleotides long. RefSeq lists its product as uncharacterized. The record is from RefSeq and is a predicted model, not a curated record. NCBI's taxonomy places the organism in Eukaryota, Metazoa, Brachiopoda, Lingulata, Lingulida, Lingulidae.